Oncorhynchus kisutch (coho salmon) is the source of this 1775-nucleotide messenger RNA. Its product is annotated as osteoclast-stimulating factor 1-like. The transcript has 10 exons. The coding region runs from base 158 to 802 and encodes 214 amino acids. Gene Ontology annotation, biological process: signal transduction. Gene Ontology annotation, molecular function: protein binding. The record is from RefSeq and is a predicted model, not a curated record. Lineage: Eukaryota; Metazoa; Chordata; Actinopteri; Salmoniformes; Salmonidae.
AGAAGGACAAAGUAUGGAGGCAUGCGCGUUGCUAGUUUUCCGCCUAGCUGGUUCUGUCAGUACUUCCUCAUUGGAAGAAACUGCCUAUUUUAUUUUUGGACAAUAAGCAACGUUUUCAGAAUAAGAGAAGGCGUAGCUACGGUUUAAAAGUCUGAAGAUGUCCAAACCGCCUCCCAAGCCAGCCAAACCAGGCCAGGUCAAGGUGUUCCGAGCCAUGUUCACCUUUGACCCUCGAACACCAGAUGAGCUCUACUUUGAAGAAGGAGACAUCUUGUAUAUCUCUGAUACGAGUGACAGCAAUUGGUGGAAGGGGACCUGUAGGGGAAGGAAUGGCCUCAUCCCAAGCAAUUAUGUGGCCGAGCAGGCGGAGUCCAUUGACAACCCAAUGCAUGAAGCAGCUAAACGAGGGAAUCUGAGUUGGCUGAGGGAGUGUCUGGAGAACAAAGUGGGAAUUAAUGGACUGGACAAAGCUGGGAAUACUGCCCUCUACUGGGGAUGUCAUGGAGGACACAAGGAUGUGGUGGAGAUCUUGCUGGGGCAGUCUAACGUGGAGUUGAACCAGCAGAAUAAACUGGGAGACACUGCAUUGCAUGCUGCCGCCUGGAAGGGAUACUCGGACAUAGUAGAGAUGUUACUGAAUAAGAAUGCCAGGAUGGAGAUUAAGAACAAUGAGAAGAAGCUGGCUCUGGAGAUGGCCACCAAUGCCCAGUGCGCCUCUCUCAUUAAGAGGAAACAAGGAGGCAAUAUCACACGUACACACAGCAAUGCCGAUGAGUACCUUGACGAUGAAGACUCUGACUGAUUGCCAUCUUCGGAGUGGGCUGUCUCAUGGGGUUUGGGGGUUGCAGUGUGUGGGACAUAAAUAGCUUGGUGGGGGGGAUAGAUUCCAAUUUUUACACAUUUUAUCCUAACAUCUGUUCAUAGAAUGGUAAAGAAAAAGUAAUAUAUUUCAUAAUGUGAUGGGAACACGGAAUUUUUAAAACCUUAGGGCCUUGGUGAGGCGAUGGGGUCGAAGGGAGAGACCGACGUUGUCUUUAUAAUUUAGACGAUCGAGGGUUCCACUUGCUGCAUCUCCGUGUGAGUCUGUGAUUGCUAACAUCAGAGAGGUUGAAACUGAGAGCUGGACCAAUAAGCCUCUCUCACAUUAAAGGUGGUCUGAACUUACAUCGCAGGUGUGGCAGGAAGUGACCACAGUGAGUCUCUGGGUUUAUUUAUCUCUGGCGCUAGUAAACAAUGGCUCUCACGAUACUGGAAUUAGGCUAUUGACAUACUUUCCUCUGCUUUGUUUGUUUACACUUAACGUCAUGCUGAAAGUAACUUAAUGGAGUCAUAAUGCAUAUGGAAUAAUGGUCUGUCAAUGCAUUUUCUGCAUUGUCAAAUGUGAACAUUUACUGUCAACAAUCAUGCCAUCACUCAUGGAAUAUGGUAAUAUUAGGUGUGCUGUUCAAAACAUUUCCUUCAACAUAUAUCUUCUCUUCCCUGGGCAUUUGGAAAGUGCCACUGCAUUUUCUCGAUUUCCUUUCUAUUCCUCUUCAUUUGUUGUUGUUCGUCACCGACCGCUGCACCAUUGUUAAAAGAUAAGUCUCUAAAAGUGCCUAAUGAAGCCGUAAAGAUUGAGUUUGUCUACAGAUAUUCAUGUGAUUGCAAGUGUAUGUGAAUGAGUCACCUGAUCGGAUGUCUUUCAUAAAGAUGUUUUCAUCAUUGUUGAUUUUAUUUUUGUCUAACUGCUUUGUCUGUCCUGUCAAAACUAUGCAAUAAAAAUGUUUAUCUAAUAA